GGCUUGUGUUCGCAUUGGUACGGACAUUGUGUGUAUCAGGUAUACCUAAAGAAUAGUUUUUUGGAAACAUCAGCAUUGGUUUACGGCAAAAUACAAUCAAAUUAAAACUAAGAUACAGUUAAAACCGUAAAGAGAUGCCACGCUAUCGUGAAUGGGACCUGGCCUGUAAAGUUUACGUGGGUAAUUUGGGAUCAUCGGCCUCGAAAUAUGAAAUAGAAAAUGCCUUUAGCAAGUACGGCCCGUUGCGAAAUGUCUGGGUAGCUCGAAAUCCCCCAGGCUUUGCUUUUGUCGAGUUCGAAGAUCGUCGAGAUGCUGAGGAUGCAACGCGAGGUCUGGAUGGCACACGCUGCUGUGGAACUAGAAUACGUGUCGAAAUGUCUUCAGGGCGUUCUCGUGAAGGCCGCGGUGGUGGUGGUCGUCGCGGGGGCCGCAGUGGCAGCGGUGGCGGCACCCGUGCAGGCGAUAGUAGCCGCUAUAGGAUAAAGUCUACUUCUACUACGACAAGAACAACAGCUACUACUACUAGAACUUCUACUACUAGCUCCUCUUCCUUCAACAAGAACUACUACUACAACAACAAGAACAUCUUCACGUCUCACAACUACUACAGAUCCUGCUCCUAUUAUUACACAUAUCUCACCAACAAAACAAUCAAACUUACCAAUAUCACCAAGAACAACAACAACAACACCAAUAUACACAGCAAUAGCUACAACCACCACUACACAAUAUCAAACGCUAGUCAAAAAAUAAAACAAAAUUGUACCUUUAAAAUAGACGCAGAUUACAAUAAGCAUGAUACAUUUUGUUGGCACGGGCUAAAAACUAAAACAGUACAUAAAUACGCUCCUCUAGAUCAUAAUCCUCAAAAGUCAGUCAGGCAGUCAGGCAUCCUAUAUUGUAAUAUAUAUUUAAAAUUUAAUCACAGCAACAACAACAUAAUAAGGAAUAAAGCGCAUACUCAUACCCAUGAUAAACAUACUCCAGUCAUAGAUAAUUUUCAACACGACUACAGAUACAUUCAACACAAAUUGCCAUAUCGACACAUGUAUCAACUGCAAUAUUUAAAUAUAAACAUAUUUAUGUGUGCGAAACCAACAUGUCCAAAUCAAACACCCUCGAUUGAUUUUUCUACGAUUCAACAAAUUUCAAUCAGCCAUCGCAGCAUCAGGCGUCGAUUUAUUUUAUGAAGCACCGAAAGCCUUCAUCCUUAGUAUCUUAUUACAGCACAAUAACUUUUUAUAUUUAACAAAACUAAUCAUCAACCUUCACCAUCAUAAGAACAACAAGAACCAACUGCAAUCCAGCAACCACUCAAGCAAAUCUAAAUCAAAUAUGUACACCAACGCCAGCGAUCAAUCAACCACAACAGCUACCAUAACUAAAUGCGACGGAAGCACAAUUCCAGCGUAAUAUGUUCAGUUAGUUUACCGUUUACGUGUAAAUGCUCUGGCCUCAGUUGUUGCUGCCCCAUCUUACAAGCACAUUAGAGUUUCCCGAACGCCUGUGUUGCAUAUUUCACUCUCGGGAGCACAAAAUUUGCUAAAGAACUAUUGAUAAAAGAAAAACAUCACAACACUCCAACUUUUACUGCUGCUUCACUCUAGUUCUCCAACCGCAAGUAUAUAAAUUCGCAAAUAAUAUAUAAUAGACCAAGCUUAUAACCGAAAAAUUGCUUAAUUACUAACUCAAAUUUGUGUGCUCUUGUUAGGGUGCUUAUAAGUCGUACAUACAUUGGCGAGCAAAACUGAGUUAAUUGAUUUGUCGCUUCGCCGAACUGAGCAAAGCAGAAAAAUAAAAGAAAACAACGAGCCUGUAAUCAAAAAACAAAAAUAACAUUUUUGUUGUGGGGCAUAAUUUGUUGUAGAAUUAAUUACAUACAGAUAAUGCGGCCGCUUCAAUGCAUACAUAUUAUUUUAACCACGUUUUCGAUGUAGUCUUGUAUUGUUCUCCAAUAAAGGUUGUUCCUUUUAAUAAUCCUGAUUCGAAUCACAUAGUCCCCUCGCUCACGGCUUUGCCUGCUAAAUCAUUUGUCUUCGACAAUAGAUGAUGACGUGCAGUAUACGUUAUCAGAGUAAGAAUUUAAGUAAAUGGAUUAGUCGGCCAAUAGCACAAACUUCAAUCUAAUUUAGGGGAGUUUCUCAUGAAUAUCUGUCUUACGUGCAAUGCGGCACAAAUAAAAUAAUAUUCUUAUAACUUAUUUAUAGAAUAUAGUAGAAUGAAAGCAAAUAACGGUUAAAUUAACAAGCGCUUGUGGAUACAGAAUUCUUAAUAUUUCAAUGCCCUUAAGUUUGUGGGAAUAUAUUUAGCAGGAAAAGGAAGCACGUGAUCAAGUUCAUUAUUUAGACUUUAGCUGGUAUUUAUUUUUUCCUAUAUAUCCCGCCUCAUUUAUCGCUAUAGUAGUUUUGCUCCUUUAUAGCUAAUAAUCUAACAAAUAUACGGUCAUUUUAUUACUCAAUUUUGCUCGCCACUAUACAUACAUAUACUGUCUGUCUGUGUACGUAUAUACUACUUGUAUGUGUAAAUAUUUACAGAUUGUGUUUUUACUUUUUUCGUAUUAAAACUGCACAAUUAUAAGUGUUAAUCAAUACAGACUAACGCAUUCCAUCAGCAUUUAAAUAAUUUCUCGGCGACAAAAUCCUACUUCCGUCAGCGCCUGGCCGGAAAUACAUACAUAUAUAUAAGUAUAUACAUACGUAGAUGUAUAUACUUAUAUGCAUGUAAAAUAUGUGUAAAUCUUACGGCAACGUACCGCUCUUAAGUGCAAUAUUAGAACCUAUAGUAUAUUAUUUCUAUAGAUCUAAAUGGCAUUAAAUUUAAGCAUUGCAAGGUCGCUGUAAAAAAGCAACUCUUACAUGUGUCGAAUUGUCAAUUUAAAAUUUAGUAAAUGUUGCUAGCUUUAAGAAUCAAAAAUGAAAAACGUACAAUCUGUACAAAUGUUGUAGGUGCUUUGCAACAUUUGAAAAUUCGCUUGAAUUAUCCUUUACUUUAUCCUUCGUUACGUUUCUCCUAAUUUACUAAUAUUUUUGAAAUUCUGAAUUUCGGCCGGAAUGCCAAUUUUUUCUCCCCGGGUAUAAAGGCUUAAUGGGUUUCAUGAAUUAAAUAGAUAGUAGUUAUAUCUGCUACACGGGUAAAUUUCAAUGUAAUA
This is a messenger RNA of Scaptodrosophila lebanonensis, 3148 nucleotides long. RefSeq names its product RNA-binding protein 1 (gene Rbp1-like). Gene Ontology annotation, biological process: mRNA splicing, via spliceosome. NCBI's taxonomy places the organism in Eukaryota, Metazoa, Arthropoda, Insecta, Diptera, Drosophilidae. Gene Ontology annotation, molecular function: RNA binding. Bases 135 to 1190 code for a protein of 351 amino acids. Gene Ontology annotation, cellular component: nuclear speck. The transcript is spliced from 2 exons. The record is from RefSeq and is a predicted model, not a curated record.